Messenger RNA from Sitodiplosis mosellana (orange wheat blossom midge), 1186 nucleotides. It is a transcript of the gene Phyhd1, whose product is annotated as phytanoyl-CoA dioxygenase domain-containing protein 1 homolog. NCBI's taxonomy places the organism in Eukaryota, Metazoa, Arthropoda, Insecta, Diptera, Cecidomyiidae. The coding region runs from base 226 to 1074 and encodes 282 amino acids. The transcript is spliced from 6 exons. The record is from RefSeq and is a predicted model, not a curated record.
GAGAAAAAAAACAAUGCGACUCAGUAAUCAGCUGUCGUUCGUGCGAGAACAACAUUCGGCAUUGCAUUGAAAUACAUUUGUUUCGUCCAUACAACAAUUCUUUGCCUUGAAAUCGUUAGAAAAUCGUGUUUAAGUGAUCGGACGAAGGGACGGUAUUGAUAGCUCGAAACGGAGAAAAAAGAGAAAGAAAUUGACGGGCAAACGUAAACGAAGAGAAAGAAAAACAUGUCGAAGUGGCCGCUUGAUCAGUAUGAUGUAAACGGUUUUGCUGUUAUCGAAGAUUUCUUAACGGAAGAAGAGGCAAACGAACUACAUGAAGCUGGACUGGAAUUAUGCAAAAAUGCACCCGAAAAUGAUCGUGCAGUGUUCAACACCGAAAAUAAAUCAUCACACUUGAAAGAUAAAUAUUUCCUCAAUUCGGCCAAUAAAAUCCAUUAUUUCUACGAAAAUGGUGCACUGGACGAUCAGGGAAAUUUGCUGGUGAAUAAAAGCGUUUCACUUAACAAGGUUGGUCACGCACUCCAUGCACUUAAUCCAACGUUCAAAAAGUACACAUUUGACGAACGUGUCAAAAAUAUAGCGAAACAGCUUGGCUUCAAAAAGCCAACCAUUCCACAGAGCAUGUUCAUUUAUAAAAAUCCGAAAAUUGGCGGUGAAGUUAAACCGCAUCAAGAUGCAACGUACUUACACACGGAACCAAUAUCAAUAACGGGUUUCUGGAUUCCGACCGAAGAUGCGACGCUGGAAAAUGGUUGUUUGUGGUUCAUCAAGGGAUCCCAUAAGCAUGGUUUGGAUAAUCGUUUGAUUCGCAAUCCAGUUCGAAAUUCCGAUGAAUUUCUCGUGUAUGACAAACCGUCACCGGCUUAUUCACAAGACUUAUUCGUAGCGGCCCCAGUUAAGAAAGGAUCGUUGGUUGUCAUCCACGGAUUAGUGGUUCAUCAGAGCGAAUUGAAUCGAUCGGAGAAGAGCCGUUUUGCCUAUACAUUCCAUGUAAUGGAAACGGACAAUGUAAAGUAUUCACCCGAGAAUUGGCUGCAAUUACCAAAAGGCGAACACUUCCCAGAACUUUAUUAACAAAAUUAAAAUUCAAAUGCACUUGAGCUCUUGUUUCAAAUGCGUUGCUGUUAUUGCUGUUGUUGUUGUUAUUGUUGAAGAAUAAAUGGCUUGCAAUAGCACACAAAGUACA